AUGUCGAGGGCUCACGGCACGUUGUCUAGGCACCUUCCUAGUGGCUUUCUUUUUCUCUUUGCAGUCUUAAGCUUCUUUCUUUCUGAAGCUAAUGGAGCCUCCUUACGGCCUCGAGACACGCUCAAGGUUAUGAUCGUUGGUGACUCCAUCUCUCACGGCCAUCAAGGUGAUUAUACAUGGCGCUACCGACUCUGGCAGUGGUCCCAGACCAACGACCUCACGAUCGAGUUUGUCGGGCCAUAUAGUGGCACUAUUCCACCAGCUGCCCCUCUCCCUCCACAACCACCGGCAUUAUUGGGCUCAACAGUAACUGAUACGGAGCCGGCGACUGACGGAGGCUACGCUACGGAUAUCGACUCUGCUUUUCUGUCCAACUGCAACCACUUCGCACUCUGGGGCCAGCAGUUGGCUCAAGAUAAAGGCUUGAUCGCGAACCAAAUUACCACAUACCAACCGGAUCUGCUGCUGGUUGAAUUGGGCUUCAAUGACAUGGGAUGGUUCAUCAGCGGUGUGAACGGGACUUUGGUGAGCAUGCAGACUUUCAUAGCUAAUGCUCGCUCGGCAAAGCCCGAUAUCAAUAUGGCAAUCGCAAAUGUCCCUCAGCGCAGUUUUAUUUCUAAUCGCGAAGAUCUUGUGGAAAACACACUCUCUUACAACGGUCUUCUGGCUCAAUAUCUGCCACAGUGGACUUCCGCACAAUCUCAACUCGAGCUUGUUGAUUUUGCAGGAAAUUAUGACUGUGCUCCUGACUCCUGCCCUGCAGGUCACGAUGGGUUACAUCCCAAUGCAUUUGGCGAAUUUCAGAUUGCACAGGCCUUUAGUAAAACUAUGUACUCUAAUUUCGGUCUUGGAAGUGGCCCGCUCACUAUUCCUGCGGACAUUCCCACACGGCCGUGUCCAGUACCAACCAAUGUUAAAGCGGUACAAUCUCCCUGGGGAGUGACCGUGACGUAUGGACUCGGCUUCUCGAUCUGGAAUGCCAGCACGAAUCGCUAUGACGCUUCAUGGACUGUCAAAGGCGAGACAUUUGACUUCUACAUCGCCAGCGACUGCGGAGAUACAAUCCCACCAUCAGAUUAUAGCAGCAUGGUCAGCGCCGUUGCAGAUCCGACAACUGCACCAGGCCCUCAAAAUAUAUCGAUUACCCCCACAGCUGAAGGAUUCGAUAUUUCUUGGGUUCCACCAAACGGAUCGUGGGAUAUCACACAGUAUGCCCUUAUCCUGCUGGAUAAAGAUACUAUUGGUGCAUAUGCCGGCGAAUACGGCGUCCAGGGGACUUCAGCCUCCCUUACAACACUCGAGCCAGGUCAUCAUUACACCGUAGCAGUGCAGACGUGGACAUCUGCCGAAGGAGGCGGUUUCCCCGCAAUCGCCAGAUCUGUAACUGUAGGCUACGGGAUGCCAUAUACCCCUUAUGCGGUGGAAGUUACCACUAUGGACCCUACAACUGUCCAAAUCACCUGGGCUGGGGACCAAGGAUCAGCCGGUUACACAUUUACUGUUCGCAAUGCCACAAGUCAUGAGGUCCUCACAGAUGAUAAGGGGUCAACAGACGUCCCUUGUUAUGAAGUCGCCUGGCUAUUUCCAGGAACGUGGAAUUACGAGUUUUGCGUCGCAGCAUACAACGGAAACCUCGAGAGUGAUAUGUCUGUGUGUGCCACUGCUCCGAGAAACUCGACAGGAGAACUAAGCUGCCCGACAUACGCCGCGUCAGUGACCGCAGUGUGGCCGUGGCUCACUGAUCCCAACGGCGCCUCGGGUGUGACACCAGACAACACCACAAGCGGUGAUCCUCUUCCAGAGGGCAUCGAUCUCCCUAACUGUCCCGACAUUGACAGUUAUUCAAGCAUAGACGCUGUAAUAAAUGACACCAGCAUCGAUCCCUACUGUGUCAAUACAUACCUCAUCCAGGGUAUGAUGGCCACCUUGUCCGACUCCCUCAACACCUACAAUGACCUCAUGGCAGAUGGCUACGAAGAUCUCUACGGCUACUACGUUAAGGCGGUGCAGACUGCUGCUCCAGCGCAAUGGUCCAAAUUCACAGAUAGUGACGAUUUCACCAAUCUGUUUACAUGCCUGUAUACUGUAGCAGACGGUUCGGGUUACAAGAAUGUGACUGGGGGAUGUGGGACAGGUGAUGAUCCCAGCUUCGAGAAGACUAUCGCUCUUUACGCCAUUCCCAACAACGAGACAGCAUGGCUAGACGUAAUGGAGAACAAAUACGGAAUCGAUAGCUCUUGGAUCUAUCCCUACGACUAUCACUCUACAGCUUGUGGCAAAACAGCUUGCGUGGAGGGUGCCCUCGUAUACUUUUAUAGUGUACCAAAUAAUAUGUCUCUGCCGGACCCAGCGGACACUAUCACGGCCAAUCUAGCCUCCUACAGCGCGCUCGCCGAAUGGUUAGAAGAUGCUGCAUUCAGCGCCUCAAACCUCUUCUUUGAUGGCUCGGACUCGGAUGUGAUCGAUGGCUCAGUCAUGAGCGUGUAUAGCGUUGCGGGUGCAGUCGACGCCAUGCAACAGGUUGAGGCGAUUGGGAAGAAAGCAGAAGAUGCCGAGGCGCUUGAAAUCAUUCUUUUCUUCUUGAGUGCCGUUUUGAUGUUGUUGCCCGGCAUAGGCGAAGAGUUGGAUGCUAUCGCUGAUGCGACCAUCUUCACUCGGUUGGGCACUUUACUCAGUGAUGCUGGCAAUGCCGGGCUGACGAUAUACGACAUUGUUCAAGAUCCAAGUAGCGCUCCAAUGGCGAUUGGUAGUCUCUUGAUUGGUGGCAUGGCUUCUCGAGACGAUGAUGCGUUCACUGUUGCGGCUAACGCGCGCAGGGAGCUGCCAGAUUCAGUAAUUGCGGAUUUGGGUACCGAUGUGGAGAGUGGUAUGGCUAAAGUGGCUGGCAAGUAUAAAUUAUGCUCGAUAUAAUAGCUUGGUAUACAUAA
This is a messenger RNA of Mollisia scopiformis, 2927 nucleotides long. RefSeq lists its product as uncharacterized. The record is from RefSeq and is a predicted model, not a curated record. Gene Ontology annotation, molecular function: phosphatidylcholine lysophospholipase A1 activity; protein binding. The coding region runs from base 1 to 2910 and encodes 969 amino acids. The transcript is spliced from 9 exons. NCBI's taxonomy places the organism in Eukaryota, Fungi, Ascomycota, Leotiomycetes, Helotiales, Mollisiaceae.